AAGAAAAGUGUAAACAAACGCCUCGUGAAAAUUGUGUGCCCCAGCGUUGUGUACAGUUUUUCCCGUAUUUUUCUUGCUUUGCAGCCAACCAUUUCUCCGCCCCGUACAUUUUUCGAUUGCAGGAAGCUAAACCGCUUGACGUUCUUGCGUUGGAAUUGUGUGCUUCAAGAACGCCAAGCCGAUUUCUGAUUUCUGCAUCAAGAAAUAACAGCAUACUAGGCGAGGUGUUGCCCACGGGCAGAAACCCAGCCUUGCCCUUCCCGGUGAUGCGGCCGGGAGCAGUGGGUUUUGGAAAUCGAUCGUACGACCCGGAAUUUCGUCAUUCGCCACUCUGUUUUACCAGUCUCCCGAGUGUGUGUGUGUUCGGUUUUGUGUGUUGCUGCUAGUUUGCAAUUUCUAAUUUUCUACCACCGACCGAUGGGAGCGAUUCUCAAUUUUGAUGCACCGUUUUGUUACAAUUCACGCCGCAUAGAAACAAGAAAUUGAUUUCGUUCCUCAUUGGGUGGCCUGGUAGAAAAUGUAAAGCGUCGAGUAUGCGUAUAUCUAGAUGUUUUGUGCAUUGAGCAGUAUUCUUCUUUUGCUAUAAUUAUUACUGUAUUAGCGGUCGCGAGCCAGUUCUUGUAUCGUGUGGGGGACAAGGGAAACACGUGAUUGCGUUUACUGCUGUGCCGUGCCCGACCUGCAAUGGAUGCAACCGGAAGCGCACCUUCCGGCAGUGAGACGGAUGAACCGAGAGGCGACGGGUUGAACGUACCGUCCGGGUGUCCUAUGGCAAAGCGUAGAAAAAUCGAUACCAAUGCAGCAAGCGGGCAAGCAAUUGAAAGCGAUGAAGACAGCACAACCGAAGCUUCCGCGAAGGAGACCGGUCCGGUAAAUAACCUGAGGGAGUUUGACGUAUUGGAUGAAGUGCAGGGCGAUAACUCAGAUGAAGACUCGGACGCGGGUGGUGGAGAAAUCGAUGAUGGUAGCUCGGAAGGAUCGGACGUCAACUACGACGAUAUUGAAUCGAUGCUCGAUGAAGGAUUGCCGGAGGAGCUGAGAAACACCGCCAAGAAGCAGCCCUACGAAGAACGCUUCAAACAGGUGCUGGAAGAGAAGGGCCGCAACCACUUCGAAGUGCUUCCGGAAGGGUGGGUUCAGGCAACACACACGAGCGGGAUGCCUCUGUACCUGCACAAAGUAUCACGCGUUUGUACCGCGUCCAGGCCUUACUUUCUUGGACCGGGCAGUGUGAGAAAACACGAAAUACCUCUAAGUGCUAUACCCUGCCUCAACUAUCGCAAAGCACUCGAGAAGGAGGAGGAACUCAAAAAGGAACUCGCCGAAGCAUCCGCCGCAUCCGCUGAAAAUGGAACCGUGAACGGGGAAGCAACGAAUGACGCGGCCAGCGAAGCAGAUGCCACCACCAAAGAAGGGACAGAACCGGCACCGGAGCGUCAGCUGCACAACGCCCAGCUAAGCAAAAUGAUUGCGGGCGCAACGACAACCGCCGAAGCGCAAGCAAACGCCAAGCUGCUCCCACUGAAGGUGAGCGCCAAGAUUGAAACGGUAACGGAAAAUCUGAAAGCUCAAUCCCUCACACCGGACGCGGUGAUGGAUUACUGCAAGAAGCUGUUCCGCUUUAAAACGAUACGCGUGCUGCGCUUCAAAUCGUGGGCAGCGCGAAGAAAGUUCACCAAACAUCGAAAGCACAUCAAGAACUUGCAGCGUCCCACACUGCCCGACGGAACGAAGCUGAUCACCUUCCCGAUGCUGAACAUCGAGGACGAACAGGGCAACCCACACGCCCGGCCGAAGAAGGAAUGGAUCAUGAACCCGAACGGCAAGAGCUACGUUUGCAUCCUGCACGAGUACGUCCAGCACGCCCUGCGCAAGCAACCGACGUACGAGUUUAAGGAGCUGGAAAAUGCGGCCACACCCUACUCGGCGACCGUUACGAUAAACGACCUGAAGUACGGCACGGGCUACGGAACGAGCAAAAAGCAAGCGAAGAGCGAAGCUGCCCGAGAAACGCUCGAAAUUCUCAUCCCCGACAUGAAGGACAAGAUAACGGGCAAGGAUGGGAAGAGUGCCGCGAACGGUGCAAGCGGCUCGCAGCAGCAAUCGUCCGAUCUGCGCGAACUGUCCGUGUUCGAUGAGAUCAAAAUCGAAGACCCUCGCGUGGCAGAGUUCUGCGCCAAAACAACGGAACCAUCGCCACACGCCAUACUGCUUACCUGCUUGCAGCGCAACUUUGGCCUGGGCGAAGUGCACAUCAACUACGAAGUGAACACGAUGAAGCACCGCAAGAACGAGUUUACCAUGACGGUGGGCAAGCAUGUGGCGACGGUCGCGUGCAAGAACAAGCGCGACGGCAAGCAGCGCGCCUCGCAAGCCAUCCUGCAGAUACUGCAUCCGCACAUCAAGACCUGGGGCUCGCUGCUGCGACUGUACGGCAAUCGGUCGGUGAAGUCGUACAAGGAGAAAAAGCAGGAAGAGCAAGAGAUUACCGUGCUGCAGAGCAAGGCGGCCAUCAACCAGCCGAACUAUGCGAUUCUGGAGAAGCUGAAGCAGGAAAUGUCGAAGCUGGAGGAACGGCAGCGGAAUGUGCGCGUGAUCGGGAAGUUUGUGCCACCGUCGGACAUUGACUUACCGACCGGGGCUGGGGCGAAUCUGAAGAACGUCGAUCUAUAGGCAUAGGUGUAAUGAGAGCACAGUCGGGUUUGGAGACUACGUUUGGGGAGGGAAUAUUGAGCGUAGCUAGAAACUAGCCUUACGGAGAGCAGGCCGUUUCUAGCCUGACAACACUCAAAGCAAUCAUCACUUAGCUUCAUCAUUAGACGCCCGCAUAGGACAACCACAGCAACCUGCCACUGCUGGCUUCCUUGGUUUGGUUUAGUCCGUUAGUCCUCCGUACGGAUCUCUCACCUAUCUCAACUCAUACUUGUAGAGCAAAGCCAGGGGAAAAAUGUUGAGCAGCAUUCUAAAGGACUAAAUUGUACAUAAUUAUCGGCCCAAAAGUGAAGGGAAAUCCUAAAAUGUGCGUUCAAGCAUGUUACAUUCAGGUAUCACUGAUCUGCCAAGAAAGUAAGCCAUAAUAAGGUGUUUUGCAUCAAUUCCAUCAAA
Messenger RNA from Anopheles stephensi (Asian malaria mosquito), 3105 nucleotides. RefSeq names its product microprocessor complex subunit DGCR8-like. Lineage: Eukaryota; Metazoa; Arthropoda; Insecta; Diptera; Culicidae. Gene Ontology annotation, molecular function: primary miRNA binding; heme binding; identical protein binding. Gene Ontology annotation, biological process: primary miRNA processing. The record is from RefSeq and is a predicted model, not a curated record. Gene Ontology annotation, cellular component: microprocessor complex. Bases 685 to 2673 code for a protein of 662 amino acids. The transcript has 3 exons.